Messenger RNA from Closterium sp. Naga37s-1, 420 nucleotides. NCBI's taxonomy places the organism in Eukaryota, Viridiplantae, Streptophyta, Zygnematophyceae, Desmidiales, Closteriaceae. The record is from the annotation of a GenBank genome assembly.
AUGACCAGAAGAGCAUGUGGGAUGAUGAUGAACGACGAACUCGAAAUUCCCUCCCACUCUGUGAAGGCGAAGCCAGGGGCCGCCUUCUCUGCUCUGAGAGCACUGCAAACCCUAUUUCUUCAGACAUUCAAGCUCAUCCCAGCGCCCCCUGCCACCACCAUGGUGCUAUCUAACGACAUCGAUCUGCUUCACCCUCCAGUGGAACUGGAGCAGCGCAAGCACAAGAUGAAGCGACUGGUGCCCACGCCCAACAGCUUCUUCAUGGACGUCAAGUGUCAAGGCUGUUUUAACAUCACGACUGUGUUCAGCCACUCGCAGACGGUGGUGCUGUGUGGCAGCUGCUCCACUGUGCUGUGUCAGCCCACCGGUGGCAAGGCCCGCCUUACAGAAGGCUGCUCCUUCCGCAGAAAGGGCGAUUGA